Molecule: messenger RNA, 558 nt
Organism: Trichomonas vaginalis G3
Lineage: Eukaryota; Parabasalia; Trichomonadida; Trichomonadidae
Product: organellar and viral DNA polymerase type B
Exons: 1
Coding region: 1-558 (185 amino acids)
Source: RefSeq, a predicted model, not a curated record
AUGGACAAAGACUGCGAUAUGGUAUAUAAAAAUGUUUCUGACCUUUACAAAUCCGAAGAAUUUAAGACCUACGACAACUUUGUUUCGUUAGUUGCAAAAUGUGUAUGGCAGAUAAGAGAUAAAGAUAGAAGAGGUAAAGUAUGGAACGAACAAAUAAAACCAGCAACUUUUGAGUUAAAGAAAACCAUUGACGCCUUAGUUGUACUUGCAGGUCAAAUUUCAAUGUACAAUGCUAAAAUGAACCCACAAUGUUCUAAAUGUAAAGCAGCAAUGAGGAAAUAUAACUACUCCGUCAAAGAGAUAGAACGUAUGCGAAACGACUAUGCAGAUUUAAAGAAAGAAGCAGAGAAACCAGCAGAAGAUAAAAUGGACAUGUUGACAUUUCUGAACAAAAACUAUCCAACUGCUGACGAUUUCCUUCUAUCUGACGUCAAGAAGAAGUAUAAAGAAACUUUCGGUAUCGUUAAAACAUUCGAUGUACUGACAGAAGAAAUAGAAGCUACGAAAUUGUUUAGGAUUUCAAAUAUACAUCAUACAAUUCAUGUAAAACGCUUAUAA